This is a messenger RNA of Drosophila bipectinata, 2766 nucleotides long. RefSeq names its product PHD finger protein 12. Gene Ontology annotation, biological process: negative regulation of transcription by RNA polymerase II. NCBI's taxonomy places the organism in Eukaryota, Metazoa, Arthropoda, Insecta, Diptera, Drosophilidae. Gene Ontology annotation, cellular component: nucleus; Sin3-type complex. The record is from RefSeq and is a predicted model, not a curated record. Gene Ontology annotation, molecular function: protein binding; transcription corepressor activity.
CCCAGAGAGCGCUAUGAAGGUUAAGGUGUUCAACCCUGGUCACUCUUAAGCACUUUUCCUCGACGAACUAAGACAACAGAUUGUGUACACCACUGGGAAAAAGAUGUCGAAGGUGGACCAGGACCCCAAUGCCUCGCUGAGCAUAAUGGAACAAAUCAAGCAGCUCAUCAGGCCGCCUCCCAACGAGGACGAAAAGCUGGUGCAGCGGAGUACGAACACCAAGCAUCCGUACUACAGGCGUCCGGGUCGGGGUCACAACCAUGACUACUGCGACGCCUGCGAGGAGGGCGGCAAUUUGCUUUGCUGCGAUAGAUGCCCAUCAAGCUUCCACCUUCAAUGCCAUGAUCCACCACUAAGCGAGGAGGACAUUCCCAGUGGGCAGUGGCUGUGCCACAGUUGCCGCAUGGCCAAGGUCUCCCAACCAGCGGCCAGCUCAUCUUCUAAGGCCAGCUCCGUGGAGCGAGUACCGUCUGCUGGAAGUGGAUCCAGGGCCAAUACUCCCUCGUCCGGUGAACUGGAGUCGAUACCCCUAAAAAUCCGUAACCUCCGCAAGCGCAGCAAUAGCGAGAGGAACAGCACCGAAAAGUUGCUGGCAAAGAUGCCACUGGCCAUUCAACGUGCUCUCGAUCCAAACAAAAAGCCAACACCCUUGGACGAUGUAAUAAGAGCUGCCAGCAUGCUGAAUCCCCAGCAGUUUUCGUUGCCACCUGAGCUGGAGCUGCACACUCAGUUUCCGGGAAACGGUAAGGUCCAGCCUGUUCAACAAGCGCAGCCCUCGACUGGAAACGGAGGUCAUCGCAAGUGCGCUGGCAACCAGCGCCGAAACUCAAAACCUUUUGAGCUAGACUCCCAGGGCCUAGUGCCGUUGCCAGCAAAAACGUGUUUCUACUGUACCAGGUCCUGUAAAAGGGCCCCGCUCAUAUCCUGCGACUACUGCCCGCUCUACUACCAUCAGGAUUGCCUAGAUCCGCCGCUGACCGCGCUGCCUGCGGGCCUCUGGAUGUGCCCCAAUCAUGCCGAGAACUUUAUUGACGCCAACAUGACCAACAGCAUCUCGGCUACAGAGCGGGUGCGUUUGUGGAACCGCUUUCACCAGCCGCUGGACCACGAGAACGUAAAGUUGGAGUUCUUUCGGCGCGUCAACACCCGUCAUCCACCCUUCCGCACCAAGACCAGUUUGCGGAGCAGAGCCUACAUUGAGGUGCCGGCCAUCGUGCGCUACCACUACGAACACCCGCCGGCACUGCUACCCUCGAUGCGUCAGACCCUGCGCUACGACCGUGUAAAGCAGCGCAAAAAUCUGCCCACCGCAGUAGAAGAAAUAUCCAGGGAGACUGUCACGGAGUCGCUUCUUAACCACCUGGAAGCCUUGCGAACGGCUCGAGCCAAAUUUCGCGAAAUUCAACGGGAGUACGGGACGCCAGAGACCGCAGUAGAGGGCGACAGUGACAGCGACACCAAUCUCGAGGGUGAGCAGGACUCUGAGACGACCCCACCUGGAGAUAAAGUAAAUGGUGCAACCGAACAGGAUAUCCAGAAACCAGACACUGAAGUACAGCCUUCCGAACAACCCUCGGUUGUCAAAAUGGAGUCAAAGUCGAAGGUCAAUUUGGAAGUGCUCGAAAUAAGCUACGAGGAGGAGGAGGACGACAGCAAGGCAGGCAUUAUUGAUGCUGAUCUAUGCCACCUAGAUGUUGACAUUAUCAAGAAACUGGCCCAUCAGCGUCUGCAACAACUGGUAGAGGAACAUCCAGAGAUUGUGACUCAGUACAAAAACCGCACGGCAGCUCGUCAUCUGCGCCAGUUGGCAGCUGGGGAAGGUGGAGAGACCACCGCUUUGCAGGGUCAACUGGCUGCUGAGGACAUGAACCGCUUCUCUUUGCUCUUCACCAGCGAGACGUCUUCGAUUUUGGCUCAGAAAAAUGGCAAUGAUGCCGACGAGGAUCCGGCAAUGGCUCUGCAUCCGGCACUAGCCACGGCGGCGGCUAUAGCUGCUGCAGACGCUGCAGCUGAGAACUAUGUUCCACGCGCCCGCAGCGAUACAGAGAAGGCCUACGAGCUGGCAUCGCGCCUCGAGCUUAAGCUGCUCCAGUGCAAAGUACAGGCGCGUGCAGUAUUGACCCCACUCGGAGACAUGCUGGAGGACAGUCGCUGGUUCAGUUCCCUUGGAUUGGAUCACUCUAUUUUUAUGAGAUACCGUACAUUGUAUAUUGGAUACGGUGGCCACUACUCCCCGUCGACCACAAUGGCGCAGUCGGAGACUGUGGAUCUUUCCGCCAUCGGCUACUGCUGUCGUAUCUCGCCGCAACACGCCAUUAUUUUUUAUGACGAGUUUUCCAAGUCGUACGAGUUGAUUAACUACUCCGAGUUCGGCUCGGAGGUCAACGGGCAGCUGUAUACCUGCGACGUUACUGACCACACGCCCACGCAUGCCGGUAAAAGGAUGCGUCCGGAUGACACAGAGCUGAAGAGACGAGUGGAUGACCUGCUUGACAAGCGACGCCACAUCCACCGGCAGUACGAGCCUAAACAGUGCGAACAGGAGAGGCUGGCCCCUAUUGUGAAGCCCGCUUGCCGCUGCACCAACGCCGGGGCUGUUCCAAUGGUUCCAGGAGCCUGGGAAGGAUCCGCAGUUUUGGCCCACGGCAGCUUACUCCGCUUCGGCUGCCUCUCGUUUGUGUUUUCGGUGCCAUCGGUGGGCUUGCUCAUGGCGCAGACACGCAGCAAGCGGUUAGUUUAGAAGCAGUUCAUCGUAGACGCCGCAUC